Aureobasidium vineae is the source of this 1089-nucleotide messenger RNA. Lineage: Eukaryota; Fungi; Ascomycota; Dothideomycetes; Dothideales; Saccotheciaceae. The record is from the annotation of a GenBank genome assembly.
AUGGCUCAAUACAACAACUCCGUUCUAUCGCUGACGACAGUCACCACACCAGACCCUUAUGUCACCUACUCGGCAGCAACCCGCCAAUUCUAUCUCGUGAGUGGUGACCCAAAACACAACGCUCGCAUCAACGUAUUUCUGACCGUUCUANNGACGUUCACCGCGGGUGACCGGAUAGAGAUCUGGAGAGCAAACAGCUUACCAAACUUCCACGAUAAUCCAGAAAAGCAUGUCAUUUGGAGACCACCACCAAACACGGAGCAUUCGAACGAUCUCUGGGCACCUGAGAUCCAUUGCCUGAGAGGCAGGUGGUAUGUUUACUACGCUGCUUGCCAUCCCAAACACGGAAACAAGAGUCACAGAAUGUUCGUGCUCGCUGGACCACCAGCAGACCAAGACCCCGCUACUGGAUCAUGGGAGUUCGUAGGACCCAUCAGAGGCAUGGGACAGCAGCAAUGGGCUAUCGAUGGCACCGUCAUUGAGCUGCAUGGGCAGUUGUACUUCGUCUACUCUGGAUGGCCAUUCGACAACCCUAAUGAAUCAGACCUUCAACAGCAUCUUUUCAUCCUGCGGCUGUCUGACCCGGUUACCGCGUCAUCAGACCCUGUCGAGAUUUGUAGACCGGACGAACCCUUUGAGCGCGUAGGAGACCACGGUAUAAACGAAGGACCGCAGUAUCUUGCCUCUCCGGAUGGCUCAUGGGUCGGUAUUGUCUACAGUUGCUCGGGUAGUUGGACCAACGAGUACAAGAUGAACUGCCUCCGCUGGACUGGCGGAGACCCCCUUAGACCUGACUCCUGGCAGAAGAGCAUGAAGCCCUUGAUUCAGAACGGCCCACACGGCCAUGGCCCCUGGGGACCUGGCCACGGUUCCUUCAUGCACAUUGGCGACGACACAGUUGGAAUGAAGGCUAGGAUGCAACGAGUCGUCUUCACACCGGAAGGUCCUUGGAUGGGUGAUGGAGUGGGCACUUUAACCACGUCCAUGGCAGCUUUUGUAGGCAACGAGCAUCCGCAGGCGGAAGGAGUUAACAAGAAGCACGGUCAUGGUAUCAGAGGCUUUUUGCGCAAGAUCAAGGACGAGCUUUGA